AGCAACAUCACGGCACACACAACUUACGACAUUCACGUAGUAUCGUACAUCUAGCAGCACCACAUGAACGACAAAGUUUCAAGUGUGACAUCGCCCAGCUCUCCGAGGCUACGGAAUACUGACCUCCAUGAAGCUGAAGCCCCGUUCUUAGGUGGCGCCCAAAUACCAGAAGAGUUAGAUAUCUAUGAUGGGGCGCAUAGAUCUCAGUUCUAUGAAUUGGGCCAGAAAUUAUUGGAGGAGAGCAUGGAUCCAAAUCAGCCUCUGAUAGCUCCACCGACGUCAAUGUAUGAGCUCCGGGGAGAAUAUACUGGUGCCCCAUCUUUUGUGGCGCAGAUCGACAGCUUGAUGCGGCAAGGUUACACAAAGAUUAUCCGUACUAAAGGUGAUGGCAAUUGCUUCUACCGAGCUUUGGCAUACGCGUAUCUCAGUAGCCUCAUUGAUUCUCCCAACCUCGUCCCUGCUGCGAGAUUUGUAAUAGAAUCAGGUUCCAGAAUGAUGGAACAUAAUUCCAUGGACGCGGAUAUUAUUUCGACCUUCUGCGAACCCCUCAUGGAUCUAGUAGAUGCCGUUGGAAGCCCCGAUCCUAACCAAGUGCUGACACACGACCGUCUAUUAUCUGCUUUGAUGGAAGAAGAAAUGUCUAACUAUAUUAUAACGUACUUGCGAUAUCUGACAUCGGCCCAAAUUCAGUCCGCGAGCGAUGAUUAUGCUGGCUUUCUCUUCCAUGAUUCAGGGGACCCGUUGCUACCCAGCGAAUUUUGUCGGCAUUACGUCGAUCCCCUCGGGAAAGAAGCAGACCAUGUUCAGGUGGCGGCCUUGUGUCGGGCUCUCAAACUGCACAUCAGGAUCGCAUAUCUUGAUGGCCAUUCCCCAGAUGGUCAAGCUCACUUCCAAGACAUCACACCGCCAGAUGACCCAAAGAAUAAACCGUUGAUUCUCAUCUAUCGCCCUGGUCAUUAUGAUGUCUUGAUAAAGACGAACUGACGUGGUGCAAUACCAGCCUGCUGUUAUAUUCCUUGCAUAUCGGUGUAGCACGGUUACCCAUCUCCAAUCCUCUUAUGACAUACCUGUAUAUAUCCUAUACACACGCAAGUGAUUUGACCAAUAUUCCUGAAUUCUGCUUGAGUUGAUCGGGUGACACCCAUAGUCAAAAUGU
This is a messenger RNA of Suillus paluster, 1156 nucleotides long. Its product is annotated as peptidase C65 Otubain-domain-containing protein. Gene Ontology annotation, molecular function: cysteine-type deubiquitinase activity; ubiquitin binding. Bases 64 to 984 code for a protein of 306 amino acids. NCBI's taxonomy places the organism in Eukaryota, Fungi, Basidiomycota, Agaricomycetes, Boletales, Suillaceae. The transcript has 9 exons. Gene Ontology annotation, cellular component: nucleus. The record is from RefSeq and is a predicted model, not a curated record. Gene Ontology annotation, biological process: protein K48-linked deubiquitination.